UGCAUUGCGAUGCAAACUCAUUUUUAAAAUAGGAAUAAAAAAGAUCGAUUCUAUCCAAAAUGGACAUCUCCAUAAAGCCAGUUUUUUCGUUCUCUCUAAACUAUAAGGUGUUUGAGAAGUUGGUGACUUGUGGCAAGUACGAUGGCAUACAUUCAUGUUUGACCGUGGUGACCAAUGCGGAUAAGAUAUUGAUACACACUCCUCACAAACGGUAUGGAUUGCAAAAUUCGAAACUUUCAAUAUCGGAAAUCAAGAAUGACAUCGCGAUGCUCAAUAUGAACUUUCCCAUUCGGGCCAUCAUCGCCGGAAAGCUGAAGAGAGACGAUGAUCGAGACAUUCUGGUUAUUGGGAGUUCAUCUCACUUUCUUGCUUACCAUGUGGAUGAAAAUUACAAUCUAUUUCAACGUGAUUUCCAUGAAGGUGUUCGAUCGCUACUGAUUGGUGCGUUUGGUAGCUUUCCGGGUAAUACGUUGAUUGUAGGCGGAAACGCAAUAAUUAAAGGAUUCGACUCCGAAGGCAACGAAAUUCUUUGGUUGAUUACGGCUGGAGGUGUUAACUCAUUACUGCUGAUGGAUAUUGAUAAAGAUGGUCAAAACGAGCUAAUCGUAGGCACCGACGAUGGGUGUAUCAAAAUGUAUAAAAAGGAUUCGGUACUGCAUGAGUUUACCGAGGGUAACGAGAUUCAAAAUCUUAUGACGAUCAGCCCCAGCCAGUUUAUGUACAGUGUCAAAAACGGAACCAUCGGCGUGUUUGAGGAGAGUGUUCGUAUGUGGAGAAUAAAGUCGAAGACCAGGGUCACGGCGAUGGCCAUGUACGACAUAUUGGGCUGCGAAAAUAAACAAAUUAUAGUCGGCUGGAAGAGUGGCAAAAUCGACGUGCGCGACUCCCAGAACGGAGAUGUGCUAUUCAAAAUGAAAUUGAACGACUUCGUGUGUGGGAUAACGUGUAACGAUUACCGCGGGAUUGGCAUUCUCGAUCUGGUGGUCAUUACAGCAGAUGGCGAAAUUCGUGGGUACACCACACCGCACGUAAACCUGUUGAAUUUACAUAACAUCGCUGAUGAGGAAAUGAACGGUCUUUUGUCUCAGAAGCAGAAACUGUUAUUAGAACUGAAGCAUUACGAAAAUAACAUCAAAUUUAACAAGGAAAUAAUGGGAAACAUUGAUUCACAACUGGUUCAAAGUGUUCCGGACAAUGUAGGUGUAAUUCCAUCGAACACACGGUUGCAAAUUGGCAUAUCAACCAGUUAUGAUAGCAACGAUAUGAACAUUGACAUAACAGUGUCAACGAAUAAUGCCACCACUAUUCGGGCGGUGUUGAUCUUUGCAGACCAACUUUUUAAGGAGGAAACUUUGAUAGCUCAUUUGACGAAGGAUGUUUCGAGAAUCUUGAUACCGCUGAAAACAUUGAAGGACAAUGCUCAGGACAUUCAUAUCAAAGCAUUCGUUGGUUAUCCCACGAGCGUGCAGUUCCACGUGUUCGAGCUUACCCGCCAGUUGCCAAAGUUUGCAAUGUAUACCAUCCCUCAGAGUCUCACCGGUUCACCAAAAAGUAUCUCAUACAUCAAUGGCCUCGCGGUUAAAGAUACUCCUGUCGACAGUUAUGCUGAAUUUCGAAUCACGGAGCGCCUGAAGAGAAUUUGCAUAUGGAUCAAUCAGAAUUUCCUGCUCCCCUCGGACAUUGAGUACAUGACAUCAUCGGACUCUGACGCAACGGAGUUGAAGCUGAACCUAAUCAGCCUGCGCACCGGUAAAAAUGUGUGCCUACACUUUAACAAUGACGGCAAAACUCGUUUUUACACCGAGGACAUUGGUCUGGCCGGUGACCUCAUUCAGUCAUUGGUGCAGUUUCUGAACAUCGAAAAUAUGAAUUCUGUGGCUUGCUUUCCAGUUGUUUACGAGGAAAUCAAAGAUCUUUUCAAUAAAUUGCAAGGCUUGCAAGAGACUGAAAAGCAGAUCAACUCAGAAAUCCUAGAUAACGUAAACCAAAUUAAAAGUCAUCUCAUACGGGCAGAGGAUGCUCGCUACUACAAUGGGGAUGACGUUAUCAAAUACCACAACGAGAUGAUGAACACAAACCAAGACCUGGUGAAAAACUACAAGAUUCGACUGGUCAACACAAGCGAAGUCCAGUUGGCAUUAAAACGCAUCCACAACAUUCUGUACAGCGCAUCGAAGCUGAGAGUUGGAACGUUUGCCGCUUCAAUCAUCAACAAGUUCAAAGAUGCCUUGAAGACGAACAACAUCGAAGCCGUGGUGAAAAUAAUCGAGCUCGGGGAGAUGUAGGUGCCAGCAGACAGUUGGAUCGUGUGGGAUAGGGUUGCGCUUACGGAUUGUAUUGAAUCAUGUGCGGAGGUGGUCAGACCGGUGUUUCGUCCCGGGUGAGUAAGCGGCAUCGGCUGAGUGGAGUUGUGACAUGAUAUUUUGUCUUGUCUGUGCUUUGCCUUUU
Molecule: messenger RNA, 2448 nt
Organism: Ochlerotatus camptorhynchus
Lineage: Eukaryota; Metazoa; Arthropoda; Insecta; Diptera; Culicidae
Product: Bardet-Biedl syndrome 2 protein homolog
Exons: 11
Coding region: 60-2285 (741 amino acids)
Biological process (GO): non-motile cilium assembly
Cellular component (GO): neuron projection; ciliary basal body; membrane
Molecular function (GO): protein binding
Source: RefSeq, a predicted model, not a curated record